AUGUCUGAGAAAGUCAAGAUGAUCAUUUCAGGAGACCCAGCAUGCACUGUCCGCCCACCUCGACCGAGACCAUCGGAUCCCUCACCCACAAUAGAUAUCGACGAUAGCACAGGUGAUGACGGUCGUACAGUCGAACCCAUUCGACCCGACACUCCUCCUCCUCAGCCACAAGGGGGUGCCAGAUAG
This is a messenger RNA of Fonsecaea multimorphosa CBS 102226, 186 nucleotides long. RefSeq lists its product as uncharacterized. The transcript has 3 exons. Bases 1 to 186 code for a protein of 61 amino acids. The record is from RefSeq and is a predicted model, not a curated record. Lineage: Eukaryota; Fungi; Ascomycota; Eurotiomycetes; Chaetothyriales; Herpotrichiellaceae.